This is a messenger RNA of Anisakis simplex (herring worm), 1692 nucleotides long. The record is from the annotation of a GenBank genome assembly. NCBI's taxonomy places the organism in Eukaryota, Metazoa, Nematoda, Chromadorea, Rhabditida, Anisakidae.
AUGACUCUAUUUGAUGAGAUCGAAAAUAAACUCAGUUCAGCAUUCGCUUUCCGAAUACAGUUGUUGAAAUUACUUGUUUCACAGCAUGUGCCAGAUGUUUGGUUUUGUUGUAAAUGUAAAUCUGUUUUAAUUAUUUUUAUCAUUGCGUUACUACUCUCAUUAUUAAAGGAGGAAAUAGACUCGUGUUGUAAAGCACGAGGAAAUGUUGCAAAACUCGUCAAUCGCCUCAGCAAGGAUCUCUCGUUCAAUCGCGGUUCAGAUGUUGCGUUCCGAAGGCCAACAGGUAUGGUUAGGCUCUCAACUGAAUCACUUCCUUGUGGCUCAGCAACAACAACAACAACAACAACAAGCAGCAACAGCGCAGUACGUAUAGCAAAUGUACGAUUUUCAUAUAAGGCAGCACAUGACGAUGAAUUAAACUUGGAAGUUAAUGAUGUGAUUGAAGUCAUUGAAGAAGCAGAAGCUGGUUGGAUGAAAGGCAAAUUACGUAGCACUGGUGUGAUUGGUUUAUUUCCCACUAACUUCGUGGACUUAGUUGAGACGCAAUCAGGCAGUGGCAAUGGUAUGGUGAAGUUAACGGAAACGAAGAAGAAAGGAUCUGAAUUUAUUUUAGAUGACUCACCAGAAGCUUUACAAAGGACAUCAACGGUCGAUUCAACUUCUAAGUCCAAAUCAUCCUCUUCUUUGCCUUCAUCAGAUAAUAAGAAAGAGGUAGGAUGUGACGGCGACGGUCCUGCGAAAGAGAUGGCGCGUGUUCUUUACACAUACAAGCCUGAACAUGAUGAUGAAUUGGCGUUACAAAAAGUUGGUGCACUGGUAACGAUCGUCAGUAAGACGUGUCCUGAUCCUGGAUGGUUUAUAGCCGAGGUUGACGGUAAACGUGGAUUAAUCCCUGAUAACUUCGUUGAACUAAUCACUUCAUCAACUUCAUCGCCAGCAAACGUUUCGUCUGAUAGUCAUAAAAUUGCAUCACCAUCCACGAUUAGCACCGUGCCUCCUCCAGUAGUUCCCACUAAGCCCACAAAACCUCCCGGUUUGGGCGUUUCAUCUACGGGCGGUAUACGACGUGUCAGUUCGAAUUCUUUUGCAGCAACAUUGGCCGAUGCACUCACCAGGCCACCAAAACCAUUUGUGAGCAAGGUAAUAAUUAUUAAUGAUAUCUUGCAGAUUUGCAACGAAAAAUUUGUUUACGACGUUGAUUGCGUUGUUGUAUCCCGACCUGAAGACAACUCAUCAUCGGAACCACGUGCUGGAGAUGAACGUCUCUCUCAUAUAACAACCACUCGUCCUAAACAGCCAAAAAAACGUCCACCAUCAACAAUCUUAUCAAAAAGAAAAUCCACUGACAAUAUUCUGGAACUAUCGAUUGCUGAAGAAGUAAAUUCUGUGCCAGCACCAGCGGCAGCGCUGAGUUUUUCAACGUCACCGUCCUCAUCUACCAGUGCUUCUACUCAAUUGCCUUCUCUUUCAGUGCCUUCUUCAAAACAACAAUCUCAUCUGCACCACUCUUCAUCAUGUGUGUCUGCAUCUCCGAAAACUAGUGGUGUUAGCACUGCAGCGGCUGAUUCAGAAUUCGUUACGAGAGCUGAAUAUAAUCGUCUUCAAGCGAAGUUCGAUGAGUUUCGUAACGAAAUGAAUCAGCGAUUGAUAAUUCUUGAAGCAAAACUCGUGAAACAGUCCGCUGCUAUCUAA